Megalobrama amblycephala (Wuchang bream) is the source of this 1023-nucleotide messenger RNA. RefSeq lists its product as uncharacterized. NCBI's taxonomy places the organism in Eukaryota, Metazoa, Chordata, Actinopteri, Cypriniformes, Xenocyprididae. Bases 52 to 729 code for a protein of 225 amino acids. The transcript is spliced from 2 exons. The record is from RefSeq and is a predicted model, not a curated record.
UAUAUCUUAAUAUUAUUAUAACAUGUUACCCUGUCAUUUUCUUAUGCAGGCAUGGUUAGUGUACUAGUUACCAAACCUGUCAUAUCCCACUGCCACCAGGCCAUCACUCUGCACUGCAAUAUAUCUCUAUCUGAUGGAAAGGACCGUGAAUUCCAGGUUACUCAUCUAAGCUGGAUUAAAGAAUCAAAUAAAACUAUAUGCUCGGAAAGCAAUACAGCGAUCAGUUUCUUCCCCUGCCAAUAUAUGGCAAACAAACAACUGGUAGUAACUAUUGCCUACCCAAGACCAGAUGACAUUGGACGCUAUAUCUGCAAACUCCGAUCCUCCCAUGGACAUACAAGUGCUGAUACCAAUGUGACACUGGAGUGUCCUCAAAUGAUUGUCCAGAUACAUGAAGAUGGGAAAAGGGUGACCUGCAAGGUUGAGAAGUCAAACCACGAUGGGCGCAUCCACUGGUUUCAUGGAACAGUCAAUCUAACAAGUCAAUCAACUCAGGACAUUCACUCUGCCACUAAUGGAUCAUAUACUUUGAUUAGUUCUCUCAAUGACACUUCAAACUGGAAAACAUAUAAUUGUUCAUACUGGGUACCUCAAACUGGGCAAUAUAUAACAAGCAAGAAUAUUGUUAUGGAACAUAACACACAGUCUAACACACAGUCUUUCAGUAGUGACAGAAAGACUGGUCUGGUCUUCUUUUUGUGUCUCCUAUGGAUGCUUAUUCUGCAAUAAUGGCAGCAAUAACUGCAAAAAGCUAAUUUUGAACUUUAGGUGACACAUUACACACAUUAAUAUACGCUCAACCUUACACAUCAAAUACACCUAUUCCAUGUUCAAAGACUUGGCCUAGUCACAAUGAGAUAAUAACCUGAGGAUAACCUGAAACAGAACCUUUAGGGCACUCAAAAAAAAAUCUGGUAUCACUUUUUUAGGGUCUUUUAACUAACUGCUUAUUAGCAUGCAUAUUACUAGAAUAUUGGCUGUUUAUUAGUAAUUAUUAAGCACAUAUUAAUGCCUUAUUCUACA